Fusarium musae is the source of this 1371-nucleotide messenger RNA. RefSeq lists its product as uncharacterized. Lineage: Eukaryota; Fungi; Ascomycota; Sordariomycetes; Hypocreales; Nectriaceae. The record is from RefSeq and is a predicted model, not a curated record. Gene Ontology annotation, molecular function: transmembrane transporter activity. Gene Ontology annotation, biological process: transmembrane transport. The transcript is spliced from 6 exons. Gene Ontology annotation, cellular component: membrane. The coding region runs from base 1 to 1371 and encodes 456 amino acids.
AUGUCAAAGGUCCGCCGCGACAUCGGCCCUCUCCGCAUCAUCGCCAUCGGCUUCAACAUCCCCAACAGUUGGGUCGCCAUCGCAGCAAGUCUAUCCACCGCCCUCGCAGCCGGCGGUACAGUCAGUCUUAUCUAUGGGACGUUCGUUUCAUGCGCGUUCUACGCUUGCGCUGCUGUGACGCUCGCCGAACUAGCCAGUGUAUACCCAACUGCUGGAGGCCAGUAUCAUUUCACCAGCAUCUUGGCCCCUCAACGGUACAACCGCCAGUUUUCGUAUGUCUGCGGUAUGAUAUCAACGCUGUCGUGGACUAUUAACGCUGCGAGCGUGGCCCUUAUUGGGAGCCAGUUGCUCGUUUCCUUUCCUCAGUUCUUUAACGGCUAUGAGCCGGAGCGAUGGCAUUUGUUUCUUAUCUAUCAAGGACUGAACUUGUUUUCACUCUUUUACAACUUGUUUCUUCUCAAGCGCACAAACUGGAUCCACGAUUGCGCAUUUAUCCUCACUCUUUCAACUUUCUUCGUCACAUGCAUUACAUGUUUAUCUCGAAGUGAAAAACAAUCGUCAGAGUGGGUAUGGACAACCUUCGAGACCACGACUGGUUGGAAUGAUGGUGUUGCAUUCAUGACCAGUUUGGUAACGCCCUGCUACAUGUACGGCGGUCUGGACGCUGCCCUACAUCUUGCUGAGGAGACCAUGAAUGCAUCGCAGACGGUCCCACGAGCUCUUAUGGCAACAAUCGGCAUAGGCUUUCUCACGGCGUUUACAUUCGCCGUCUCCAUGGCGUACUGUAUCUCUGAUAUGGAAGACCUCCUUACUGCUACAAUGCCCAUAUUUCAGCUUUGGCGUACCGCGACGCGAUCAGAUGCCGCUGGAGUAACUUUUCUCGUCUCACUAACGAUCAUCGUUAUCUUUGUCCUCAUCGCCAUCCAACAAACGACAUCUCGGCUGAUAUGGGCAUUCGCUAGAGACCAUGGCCUCUACCUCUCACACCACCUCUCUCAACUUUCACCAAAGCUUAGGGACAUUCCUUCCAAUGCACUCAUCCUCAACACCGUGCUGGUGUUCUUUUCUGCCCUACUUAUCUACCAGAAGCGCAGUUCAACGUUUCUUCCUCACCACCGUGGCUUUCGAGUUCCGGACCUCGUUGGGUGGAUAUGUAACUUUGGAAUUAUUGUUGCGGCUGUUAUUGAACUUGUGUUCUUUGUGUUUCCCAGCUCCCUCCCCGUAUCAGCCCUGUCUAUGAACUAUGCCAGUGUCGUUCUGUUAGUUCUCUUAUUGUUCUCUACAGUGAACUGGUUCAUGUUUGCGAAACAACACUACCAAGGUCCCCGGGUUGAGCUUAUCCUGAACCAAAGGAUAUCUCUGGAUAAAUAA